Messenger RNA from Oldenlandia corymbosa var. corymbosa, 5616 nucleotides. The record is from the annotation of a GenBank genome assembly. Lineage: Eukaryota; Viridiplantae; Streptophyta; Magnoliopsida; Gentianales; Rubiaceae.
CCAGAAAGCCGCAGCCUCGCCGGUUCCGAGCCUGUAAUUUUUUAAUUUUCCAGAUUCUUAUAAUUUAGUAAUUAAUAAAUAAAUAAUUAUUAAUAGAAAACAAAAUUUUUCCACUUCAGUGUUCAAUGAUCCCAUUAUCUCCGGUUUUGUCUGAAGGAAGAGCUCAACACUGUGACGCACCCUCUUUAGAAACAUUUAGCACAAGAACACUCCCAAUCCUUUUAGAGAGAGAAAGAAACGAGAGAGAGAGAGAGAGAGAGAAAGCUCUGUGAUUCUUAUGAGAUAAUAUUAUUUAUAUAUUUAUUACAAAUAUAAUUUGGAGGAGGAAGGAAAAGGAAAAGGAAAAGGAAAAGGAAAAGCAAGAAGCAUUUCUCUGGUAGCUGUUUUGGAGCUAGGAAGGGAAAAAAAAAAAAUACUCAGUCUGCUUUUUUUUGCUGAUUUUUCAAUCUGUAAGUUAAUUUACACACAUUUGUGACUGAGCCCACUUGAAUUUUUUUCCACUCAGAUCACAGUGUAGGAAUUCACAAAAACACUGCCACCUACUGUGUUGCUGUUACUGAAAUUAAUCCAAAGUUUUGAGCUUUUUUGUAAUUUUUAGUUUUUAUUUUUUAAGCUCUGGGUUUUUGGCCCUUCUUCCUCUGUUUUUCUGGGUAGCAGAAUUGGUAGUCACAUGCCUUGAUCCAAGUUAUGUUUAUCCAAUUUUUUUUUUUUUUUUUUUGGUUUCCCUUUUGUAUUUGGUGUUGUUUAUUACUGUAGCAUGAAGUUCGAAUUUUUGGUGUGAGGGUGUUUAAAUUUGAUAGUGGUUUUUGGUUGAAGGGGUUUGUGGUUUGUGUGUCAUGCUUUGAUUAUCCAUGGGAACUUGUUAGUUUAAAUUUUGGGAAUUUUGUUAAUUGCAUGAGCAAGUUGUUAAUUGUGUAGGGUUUUCUUUAGUGCUUUGGAGGGUAACAUUUUUGGUGCCAAUGUUGGAAAGUUCAUCAUUGUGGAGUUCAUUUUGGUCUCGUUUGUCCUCUAUUCUGGGUAGCUGUAAUUGCUGACAGAUUGUCCUUCCUGAUAAUUUGCUGUUUUGAAUAGUACUGACUUAUUUUAGGAAGCAGCAAUUUAUAAUCCGAUUUAAGUUGUCUCUUGGUAGUUUACUGCAUAAGUUUGUGGACUAGUUGAAAUAUUUGCCGUCAGAAGUUCGAAUAGCUGAGAACUGGUAUGCUCUUGAGUCUUGAUGCACAGCUGCUUCUGUAAAGAGCAUUUGGAAUUUGAGUGAAAUAUUAGUUUCAUCUUUGCUUUAUCUGUUUUGUGUAACUAUGAUUUUUGGUGGAAAACUUGAGUUAGAGCUUUAAGAUUGUGCACAACUGAUUUUUGAUUGGAUGGUUUUAAUUUCAAGUUUCAGAAAAGUAGUAUCGAGUAGGACAGCCUUGAUUGCUUUGUCUAAUUAAUGUCAAAAAUCCAAGGAAAGAUCAUUCUCAUUAGAACUAUAGCAGGAUGAUUUCUGUCUGGAAAGGAAAAGCUUUUAGAUAUCCUUCUCAUUUGAUAAUUUGUUAUCGUUUCGUAAUCUGUAUAGGGGUUUUGAGAAGCUGUGGAUGCCAACACCUCAUUUAUCAUGUUGCAAAGGCAGAUCAUGUUCAAACAGCUGCAAGCAAUGCAGCAGCGGCAGCAACUUCAGGAGUUAAAUGAUGCAAGGCAACAGCAGUACCUAAAUCAGCUAUCGGUAUAUAACAAACAGACUUCUGGUUUGCAAUCUUCUUCAGCAAAUGGAAUGCCUAUUCAAGAUGCAUCACAAAUGUUUAUGGGCGGAAACUCUUACUCAGCUCAGCGUGGCAUGACGCCAAAUGUUCAAGGGUUUCCAAAUGGAUACGUCUUUUCACAAGCUCAAAAUCAGCCUAUUUAUUCCUUUGGAUUGCCUCAACAAAUGGAUGUGUCUCUAUAUGGAAAUCCGGUAAACUCAGGAGAGGAUAUGAAUGCUUUUGGCCAAAUUCAAGGAUCUUCUCAGGAUUAUGCGAAUGCAUUUAACAUGGGCCAUAAUAGCCAGUUGGAGAUGGCAUCGAUACAGCCAUCGACUUUCAGCAACUCCUUUGUGAAUGAACGGUUCAACCUUCCCUUAGACAAAGUUGGCACGACAACUGAAGAUUUCGCUCAAAGACAUUUUGGGAAUAAGAAUUUCUAUGGACAACUUCCUAUGCAAUCUUCAGAAGAGGGAAUUCAACCUACCAACUUCCAGCAAUCUGAUUCCCUCCAAAAGAAUGCAUCUUCAAAGAUAUUAGCAAUGGGGCAAGGACAAGCUGGGUGGCCGCUGCAGUCUGUGGAAAAAACAGCAAGACUUGAACCUUCUCGUGAUACUGCUUCCCUGGAUCCUUUGGAGGAGAAAAUAUUGUUCAACUCCGAUGACAGUAGUUGGGAGUCUUCUGCCGGUCAGCUUAGUAAUGUGAUGAUGGGCUUUGAGAAUAACCGUCAAGCAGAUUUUGGGGGUUCUUUUUCUGCAAACCACAGUGGCAGCUGGAGUGCUCUUAUGCAGUCUGCUGUCGCUGAGGCUUCUAGCAGCGACACCGGGCAACAAGAAGAAUGGAGUGGUUUAACCUUUCAGAACCCAGAACUCUCAACUGAUAAUGAUCAUGCAAAUUAUAUUGAUGAUGAGCAACAGCGAACUUGGGUUGACAAUAGUUUGCAAAAUAUAACUUCUCCACCUUCAAAACCUGAGGUUGUGCGUCAACAAUCCAAUAUGAAUUUCGGAUUUCCUACUUUUCAGCAUGAUGGCAUGCAUUCUGAUUUUUCGUAUGAAUCAAAUCAGCAGCCCAUGCCAAAUGCCAGUGAGUGGCUUGAUCGUAACAGCCAACCGAAGCCAUCUGUUGAAGGAUGUCAACUGGUACAAACUUCUCCCCAGUUGCAUGAUGUUUGGAAGGAUCAACGUCAUGAGCUUUCAAGAAACAACCAUGUUUCUGUUUCAGGGAAUGAAGUGAAAGCAAACAUGUGGCAGCAUGAAAAUGAACCUCAGCACAUGGUUGCUGGCAGCGGCGCACCAGUCAAUCUGGUCUCUCAUCCCUGGAGUAAUCAGGAGCAAGGGUACGUUAAUAAUAUUGCUGAUAUUGGAGUACAGUCUGGAAAGGUGCAGUCUCCAGAUACAGUUUCAUCCUCACAAGUACCCCACGUAGAAAAUCAAAAUGAUGUUUUGUUUCAUGAAUCAUCUUCUUCACCAGGCAUGCGCUCAAUGGUCCCUCCAUCUCAACAGAUACCAAGAUCUUAUUUUUCCCCGUCGCAGGCACAGUCAAAUGUAAUAAACACUUCCUAUCCUUGGCAUCAAAGCAACGAGCGUCAGUAUGAGCAAAAUUCUGUUUCAUUCAACCACAAUGCCCCUGCUACAUUUCAAUUGGCUACAAACAGUCAUGCCAAAGUUGCUACCUCUCCGCACCCCCGUGUUCCUUUUCAAAAUACUGUUGAAGAUACGAACAAUAGCAACAAGGACAGUGCUAGUAUGGUUGUACAUCCACAGCAUGGUCAAAAUUGUUUUGAAGUUGGUGAUAUUUCCAGAGAGGUUGAUGUCUCUCCAAAGACAACUCAAGGUUUUGAUCCGAAGGUGGACCAAGUGGAUCAUCCAAACCCAUGCAAAGCGUCCAGCCCUUUUUCACUCACGAGAUCAAGUCAUGCACACGGAGCGGUUGCUUGCCAUCUUUCAGCCCCAAAUGUUACAAAUGUUGUUUCAACAAGUUUUCAUCAACAGGGAUCUGAAAAAGUGGAGCAGAGAGACAACGCCCAUGUCAAUGUUCAAAGAUCUGAUGCUUUUGGCCGUUAUCUGGAGCCUCAUAGCCUACUGCAAAAAUUUCCUCUGCUGCAACAGGUAAAUGCAAAUGUCCGGCAGCAGUUAUUGUUGAGGCUUCAGUCAGGGCUGCAGAAUGUGGCACAAGGACACACCAAUGUUAAUUUUCAGCUCAAUUCCAACUUGCAUGCGGAGAAUAAGCCAAUUAUUCCCUCCGAAUCUGGUGGAAAUCUGCCCGGAAAACAUUUUUCUGAGACUUCGAUUCAGGGUAGCAAGAGAUUACCGUCUGUUGAAACUGUCAACCAUCUUCCAAAGGAUCAAUCUCCUUUUAAUGUUCAAACUGGGCCUUCCUGGUUUAAACAGUAUGGAGCUAUGAAAAAUGGACAGAUGUUGGCAAUUUCUAAUUCAAUGCACACAGUUCCUUCUGCUCAACAGUUGUCCAAUAAGUCAGAAACGUUCCAAGGAGUUGUGCUAGAGGAUCCAUCAAAUGCCAGCCAACUCAGAGGUAUUUCGCCUUAUUUAAUUAUCAAGAAUGCCACGGCUCAACAAUCAUUGGGCAACAAUGAACAAAACUUAGCUGCUUUGAGACCUAAGAAGCGAAAAGUUCCUGUCUUUGAUAAUAUUCCAUGGCACAAAGAAGUAACUCAGAGGAUCCCACUCCAUAAAUUAAGUAGCUGCGUGGCUGAAUCAGAAUGGGCAUUGGCUUCAAACAGAUUAAUUGAAAAGGUGGAAGAUGAAGCUGAAAUGCUGGAGGAUGUGCUGCCAAGGUCUCAUGCUAAGAAAAGACUUCUCUUAACAACUAAGCUUAUGCAACAGGUCUUUCAACCAGCACCAGCGGUCAUUCUAUCAGCAGAUGCUUCUUCAAACAGUGAGAGUCUGGUGUAUUUUGUUGCUAGAUUAGCCCUGAGGGAUGCAUGCGGCCUGACCAGUGGUUCUCAGAACCCUCCAACCAGUGACAUGUCACCUGAGGAGCUGGGAAACUCUGAGAGAGGUGAUCUGCUGGAUUUUUCAAAGACUGUGGAAAACUUCAAUGAUCGAGCCAAAAAACUUGAAAAUGACUUGUUAAGGUAAAGAAACUAGUUUCUGACCCCCCCCAUAAAAGUUCCAAGUUCGAAAAGUUCUUGGAAGUGUGACGUGAACCAGAUAGGUCUGGACCAGCAUUGCAUUUGCUGCUCUUUCAGCGAAGUGAUAGCCCUGAUGUUUUUCUUUAUUCUCGCGAAAUUUGGUUUUGCAGAAUGGACAAGACGGCAUCAGCUGUGCAAAUAAAGGUGGACUAUCAAGAUCUGGAGAAGUUCUCAGUCAUAAACAGAUUUGCUAGGUUCCACAGCAAGGGACCUUGUGUUUCAGUGAAUACAUCUUCAAAUUCUGUUGCAAAUCCUGCUUUGUCUAAACCAGAACCUCAGAGAUAUGUUGUAGCACACCCAAUGCCUAAGGUGGUGCCGGAAGGGGUGAAUUGUAUUUCCUUGUGAACAAAAAUUUUCUUGACCAGGCAGUUUUCCCAUAACUCAGAUCAUAGAUUAACCAUAUUGAAGGAGUAGCGAAAAAGUACGCUUAAGGAAAAAGAAAAAAAGAAACCCUAGAAAUUGGAAUAGGAAACUGGAGUUGCAAGACAAAGCCGUGCGCUCCAGGUAAGAAUGCUGGUUGAUCUUUUAGAUAGGAAACCAGUCUGCCGCAACCAAAUUUUGAUUUUAGCGUGUGUAUACUAAUUCUGUAUAUAUGACAAGGCCAUCACCUUCUCAAUGGUUAACCAGGUGAUGCUAAUCUCUGCCUAGAAUGUAAUGUUAAGUCUGAUUAGAAUUUAACUCAUAUAUGUAGCAUCUGAUAUUCCAUGUGCCUUCACUGUACUUUAUCUUCUCCACUAAUUUUGCCAUUUUCAG